This is a messenger RNA of Galendromus occidentalis (western predatory mite), 1993 nucleotides long. Its product is annotated as 2',5'-phosphodiesterase 12. The record is from RefSeq and is a predicted model, not a curated record. The transcript has 13 exons. NCBI's taxonomy places the organism in Eukaryota, Metazoa, Arthropoda, Arachnida, Mesostigmata, Phytoseiidae. Gene Ontology annotation, cellular component: mitochondrion. Gene Ontology annotation, molecular function: 3'-5'-RNA exonuclease activity. The coding region runs from base 128 to 1993 and encodes 621 amino acids. Gene Ontology annotation, biological process: nuclear-transcribed mRNA catabolic process, deadenylation-dependent decay.
UACGGCUGGAGUCUUGAACAUCUGAUCGAAGACCUGGAGUUGUUCUGUGCUUUUAUUCCGCGCUCCCUCCAUCGAUUUGGGAGCUCGCAGUCCGGAGAAACACAUCGGAGUACUCCAGGAGCGAGCAAUGAUCCGAGUCUCUCACCGGCUCCUGUUGUCCCAUUCGAAAUUUGACGCUCUCAAGAGAGCACCUGGAUCCAUCGCUGGUAUCAGGCGGAGCAACAUGACGAGCACCGAGAAACGAAGACUCGCGUUCGUGUCUCUGAACGAGGAGAAGCAGAAGAUGCUGCUCUCUUUUCGCUUGCAGAGCGAAAUCAUUCCGGACCGGAUGUUCACCCUGAACAGGGGUCUUGACGAGGCCCUCGAAAUAGCUCUCACAAGGACGAAGAAAAACAUAACCGUGGAGGCCGAGAAGAGAAUGAGACGGAAAAGGAAGAAGUCUGAAGAUGAGGAUAUCGAAACGCCGGAGUUCGAAGUCCACGUGGAAGAUCCACUUGGGAAAGUUCUCGAGCCGUUCCUGUCGAAUCGUGAGGCUUUCAAAACAGGAAACACGCUGAAAGUUGGAACGCACAGUUUCCUUAUCGUUGUCAACGCUCCAACGAUCGUCCGACUCGAUCUCCCCAGCAUGUUGAUAGUCGGUUGCCCGGUCCAAGCGUAUGUGAGUCUCGAGCACGCUAAACUUGAAGAUUGCGUUUUCUCAUGGUGGAUUAAAGCGCCGAAGUUCACUGCGAUUGAGAAGUAUCCCGAGGACGAUGUACGAAAAAUCAAAGGAAGAACGUUCCUGAGACUCAACGGCGAAUGUAGCAAUAUAUUCUAUCCUACGGAAGAACAUGUCGGUCAGAAUCUUAUGGUGGAAUGCGAACCAAGACGGGAAGAUGCAGAGGGCGUUCGGAUUCAAGAGAUCUCAGAUUCUGUAGUGACGCACCCCACGGGUUACAAUCUGUACGAUGACCGGCUGAAACUGACUGCAGAAAUUUUACCGGACGAUGAAAUAGCGUUCUUUGAUACCGUGGCUGGUUCCAGAUUCAGGGUCGUCUCCUAUAACUUAUUGGCGAACAUUUAUGCUCACACGAAGUUCUCGAAAAACGUAUUAUUCGGCUAUUGUCCGUCCUGGGCGCUUGAUUUCAAGUACAGGAAACACUUACUCAUGAGAGAGAUCCUAGGAUACAACGGGGACAUCCUCUGCCUGCAAGAAGUUGAUCGCAGCAUGUUCAGCAAAGAUCUCUACCCAUCGCUGAGCCGACGCGAUUUCGAAGGUUUCUACGCUGAGAAGUGUGGUCAAAACUCUGAAGGUGUCGCUAUAUUCUUCCGGAAAUCGAAGUUCGAGCUUCUGGAGCAGUCUUCUUUGACUUAUUCUCAAGCAAUACGAAAACAGGAAAAUUUGGCAGACCUCAAGGAAGCCGUGAAUGCGAAUGAGAUGCUCAGACUCAGACUCAAAGAGUUGAAUCAAAUGUACAUGCAAGCCGUCCUGAAGCAUAAAGCUAGCGAGAAGCACCUGGUAGUUGGGAACACUCAUCUGUUCUUCCACCCGAACUCUGACCACAUUCGGCUGCUCCAGGCUCUCGUGGGCUUGCGCGAGCUUCAGAGUACCGCUGCAAGAUUCAAAGAUAACGAUUCGCCGUGUGCAUCUCUGUUCUGUGGGGAUUUCAACAGCACGCCCGAGUUCGCCGUCUACCAACUCUUCACCACGGGGCACGUGCCAAAGGACUCGUUGGAUUGGAUCAGCGUCCCCGAGGAAAAGAUCAGCGGAGUGGUUGCAAAAAUCGAACGCUGCAUGAAAUCGGCUUGCGGUACACCCGAGUUCACGAAUUACACUGUCGAGUUCAAAGCUUGCCUGGACUACAUAUUCCAUUCUGAGGAAAUUGCGGUGGACUCAAUCGUGCCGCUUCCAAGCGAGGACCUUUUGGCACAUGAAGAGUAUAAGGCGAUUCCGUCGCCGAUCUUCCCGUCGGAUCACCUGGCUCUGGUCGCCAAUCUCAAGUUCAGGAAAUAA